AUGCCCACGUCGGGAGUUACGAUUGAGAUGCAGCUGGAGACAAUGCGCAAGCAGUUCGAGUCGGAUCUUCUGCGGGUCCUCGAGCGCGUGCAGGCCUUGGAGGGACGGCUAGACAUGCAGCAUUCGUCUGUGGUGAUUGACCAGAAGAUGAGCAGCAACGAUGUCGAGCCGACGAAGGAGAACGUCCUCAAGGAGGAGCCGGUGAUGAACAAGAGAUCGUCAGUCACAGAGGCGUCAGUCGAAGGGGAGACGUCAACAGAGGUCUACUUCGAGGAAAGCGCUUGGAGUAUCCCAGUCUUGGCUGGCAUAAUUGAUGCCAACGUCGGCCUGUUCGAUCGAAUCUUCGCUGGGCUCUUGGUUCUGCUCAACUUCUUCAUGCAGGGUGCCUUUUCCUGGGUCCUCUUGACUGAUGCCUUCAUUGGUGAGGCGUUCGAAACCCGAGUCGAGAGUGCGAAGAUCUGGAGGACCAGCAUUGCCCACGAUUUCAAGUAUCUUGACCUGGCUGACACCAGUUUGGUGUCCCGAGUUUGUACAGGCGACGGUGCUUUGAUCUUGUCCACGACGCAGGCAACCUUGAUAGAACAGAUAAACAGCUUCCUCGGCCUCCAGAAAUCACAACUUGAUCACUCCAUGUUUCAGCCGGGCAUAAUGCUGGGCAUGAUAUGUAUUAUCUUGUGGACGCUCUGCGUCUACAAGGAGUUCCGACGGAUUUGGUUGCAGAUGGAGGCUGCUUGGACGAUUCCGAAGACGCGCAGAUCCGUUUUCCGAGACCAUGCCUUCGUCUACAUGUCUUGGGGACGAUUUUGCGCCCUGUUGGUUACGUAUCUCGCACGUGCGAUCAUUGCUUCUGUCCUCUUGGCAGCUGGAAUACUGUGGCUUGCUCGGACCACAUCGAUUGAAGAGCUGAUGUUGAACGCCGUGGCCCUGAAUGCCAUCCUCGAUGUAGAUGAGUUCUUGUUCGCAGGCAUGACACCUAUCAAGAUCCAACAUGCCAUACAGAGCUUGAAGCCCAUCAGGGUAAAGUACAGCCGUCAUCGCAGUCAGUUUGAAUCCAUGGUGCACUUCGUGACUUUGUCGAUUCUGGUGCUCACGUCUUACUAUCUCUUGUUGGGGCCUUUGGGCGACACCAUGCUCGCAGUCAAGAAUGAGCUUUGUGGAGGAAACCAGGCCUUCGUCGUUGCAUUUAAUUCCGAGACACAGCAAACCUUCGGGCUGAGAACGUCGGAGACACGUGACUAUGAGUCCCUUUCGGCGAGUGAGAUUGCAGUGCAGAGCCACAAGGCCACGUCGCCUGAGACCACACCCGGUUCAGGGCCGGCGUAUCUUACAUUUUCUGCGAAUAAAGACUUGUUUGAGGCGGACAGGACGAGGACAAUGGCUGCGGAGUCAGAACUCACACCCUUCUGCAUAGAGAUGCUCACGGAUCCAGCGAAUCCGCUUUUCACCGAUCCCUCCAUGCAGGCAAUGACUCAAGUGCGUAUCGAUAUUGCUGCCCUCAGUGCCGGACGGCCAGAUGCCAACGGCUGUGGGGAUCUCGGCGACCUGUGUGACACUUUUGAUGCCCGCUUGGUGAGAUUGACGUGCGGCACUACCUGCGGAUGUUUAAACCCGUACAGUUCCGCUUGGUUCAAGGUGGAAGCUCAAGGCUGCGCCACCGCCUGCCUCAAUGUUGCCGAGAUGAGGUUGCAAAACAGUACCUGCCAGGACCGGCCUCCAGAUGACAACUGGAGAAAGUUCUGGACACUUUACCCUUCAGUUCUUUCGUCGUUCUAUGGGCGUGACAUCACAGGAACUAGCUUCUACGCAGGCAUCACACAGACCGUUAAUGCGAUGAUUUCUGGUGGUUGCCCGGUUCUUGCUCAGUCGCCACUCGAGUUGAUGACACAAGCUUCUUGGUGCCAGGGCAUGCCAUCCUUGUUCCGUGGGCUCGCUACGGUGUGCCCGCAAACAUGUGGCUGCAAUCUUGCCGCCGGAGAGAUUCCCAGCUAUUGUCCAUCCAGCUGCGCAAGGGCUGGCAACAGCUCUUCGUGA
Symbiodinium sp. CCMP2456 is the source of this 2031-nucleotide messenger RNA. NCBI's taxonomy places the organism in Eukaryota, Dinophyceae, Suessiales, Symbiodiniaceae. The record is from the annotation of a GenBank genome assembly.